Messenger RNA from Oryzias melastigma (Indian medaka), 1262 nucleotides. RefSeq lists its product as uncharacterized. NCBI's taxonomy places the organism in Eukaryota, Metazoa, Chordata, Actinopteri, Beloniformes, Adrianichthyidae. The transcript has 4 exons. The coding region runs from base 80 to 1093 and encodes 337 amino acids. The record is from RefSeq and is a predicted model, not a curated record.
GACCAUCAGCACAAUCAGCUGCAGCUGCUUAAGUAGCAGCGGGUUGCUGGUGCAGUGACCUGCCUGUGGGUUUGUGGAGAUGGCUGGUGGAGUUGUUGUGGGGAUCUUGUUGCUUCUUGUUCAAGCAGAGCAUGAGUGUUCCUGGGCUACAGCUGCACAAAGCUCCCAGAAUGCUGACCAACAUGUUGGCUUCCAGCAGCGAGAUGGCAGACUGAGGAACCUCGGUGGCCCUCCCCAGAAGCAGCUCAGACGAGCUGUCUUUGCUCCUCGCUCUGCCUGGAGAAGCAGCUUCAGCCCUCAGACUACAGGUGACGGAGGUUCUGGUCCAAAUGUAGAGGCUGGUUCACAGGCAAAGCCAAGGCAGAGCAGCCUGCUGUCAGAACUGAACCAGCAAAGUGAGGGUCACACUUGGACUCUGAAAGAGAAGUUUGGUUCCUCUGCUGCUGAUCCCAGAGAAGAUGCUGUGACUCAGAACCAACAGAACUGGAAGGAUGGUGCUGGAACUGGGCUAUUUAAGAAUUCCCUGUAUAUGGGCAAAGUCUCACCCGGCAGCCCCAAAUUUGGUCCAGGUUCUUCUGGGAAAAGCCCAUCUUUCAGUGAACCCUCUGGGUCUGCACAGCCAGAGCCCUCCAGCUCCUUCAGAGGCCAAGCUUCUGCUUCGCUGUUCAGUCCGGUUGGACCAGCACCACCAGGCCGCAGAGUCUGGAUGCAGACGUAUGCUCGAGCUCCUGCACGCAAAAGGACUCUGCAGCAUGGAGCUAAAGCUGCACGGAGGUCCACAGAGACCGAGAACCCAAGGAGCAGACCUGGUUCUGAAACCAGGCCCGAAGCCGCAGGGAGCUACAAACCCAGAAUCCUCACAGUGGAGCGGCCGGCUCCGGGCUUGGCUCCAGCUAAAGUCUAUGACAUCCCACCGUCUUUUGGUGGGUGGGCUAUCAGACGGCUUGGACAUUCAGACCAGAACCAUGUGGAGGUCCAGAAUCCCCAGCUGAAGCCUACAUUUCUACAGCAGAAGGAAGUCCUCAAGGCCAAGGUCCCAGGUCUUCAUCCAGAGUCCAGAUGGAGCAGAGUGAGGCUGCGUCCCAAACUGUAGCAGACUGGAGGUGGAACCUUUGACUUUGAACCAGGAAACUAACACAAAUGGUUCAUGAUCCACUUUAGUUUCUAUCCCAUCCCAGUUAACGCCACAUGCGUUCAAGAACAAAGACUCAUCCAGCAGUCUGACUUGUCAAUUUAAUGGAGUAAAAUUAUUCUAAUCUAAA